Molecule: messenger RNA, 585 nt
Organism: Talaromyces stipitatus ATCC 10500
Lineage: Eukaryota; Fungi; Ascomycota; Eurotiomycetes; Eurotiales; Trichocomaceae
Exons: 2
Coding region: 1-585 (194 amino acids)
Source: RefSeq, a predicted model, not a curated record
AUGGUUAACUUUACUAGCGUUGUGCCAGAGGAUAGCUACAUGACAAAUACUGCUAAUCGACAGGGAGUUGGGUGUUGUCAGGCUCACGGUGUCGAAUCCAUUGUCACGACAAUGGAGUCCGAUAACUUCGUGUCAGAGUUUGAGACUCCUAUUGCCGAACCAGAAGCAAUAAUGGAUUACCAGACUGACGUCGUCGUGCCAGCACAAGUUCCAACAGCAGACAGCGACAGUGUCAUGGCCGGCGCUCUGCAGAUUCUCCACAACGAAUCGGAGUUGUAUGCAGACGAGGUUGACAAUUUCCUGGCAACGCGGGCCGACAUUCCAGAGGUAAAGCAGCUUUGUUCGGGCUACAGCGGCGUUAUGCCUUCUGAGAACAACAGGUCACCUACUGUCGAAGAGGAGCCUGAAGAUGAUCAGGGCUUCAGAGUCGAGCCAGAUUCCAGCACGUCAAAGUCUGAAGCUCCCGUUACAGAAUCGCAGAAUUCCUUCACGACCCCCUGCUAUGAGGGUGAUGAACUCUCCGACGAAGAAAUCGUCUGGGAGGACGUGGAAUUGAAGGCCGAUAGUGCCACGACAGAUUUCUAA